Cynara cardunculus var. scolymus (artichoke) is the source of this 1710-nucleotide messenger RNA. Its product is annotated as glucose-1-phosphate adenylyltransferase large subunit 1-like. The transcript is spliced from 14 exons. The record is from RefSeq and is a predicted model, not a curated record. The coding region runs from base 82 to 1683 and encodes 533 amino acids. Gene Ontology annotation, molecular function: glucose-1-phosphate adenylyltransferase activity. Lineage: Eukaryota; Viridiplantae; Streptophyta; Magnoliopsida; Asterales; Asteraceae. Gene Ontology annotation, biological process: glycogen biosynthetic process.
UUAUACCAGGGUUUUUCUGUAUUUAGGGUUUCAUUUGCAUUCAUCAUCAUUAUUUGGUGAAUUUUUUGGGGGGUUUUAAAGAUGGAUUACUGUUGUUCAACAUUGAAAGGCAAUACCCAUUUGCCAAAACUAAGUGGGUUUGAUGGAGGUUUAAGAAAUGUGGAUCAAGGGUUCUUGAAAGGGGGUAUGAUCAGAGGGAGCCUAAACGACAGCGUUUGGGUUAACCAUUUGCAGAAAAGCUUGAAAUUUCAUAAGAGGGUUAGCAAGAUUACAAACCCUGGGGUUGCUUUCUCUGUUAUCACAUCAGAUAAUGGCAAAGAGACCUUGGUUGAGACACUGGCUGCACCAAGAUUCGAGAGACGGAGGGUUAAUCCGAAAAAUGUGGCUGCAAUCAUACUGGGUGGUGGUGCAGGAACUCAACUCUUCCCUCUUACAAGCAAGUCCGCAACACCGGCUGUACCUGUAGGAGGAUGCUAUAGGCUUAUCGACAUCCCAAUGAGCAAUUGCAUAAACAGCACCAUAAACAAGAUCUUCGUUCUAACGCAGUUCAACUCCGCUUCACUUAAUCGUCACAUUGCUCGUACCUAUUUUGGCAACGGUGUGAACUUUGGGGAUGGUUUCGUGGAGGUGUUGGCUGCCACUCAAACACCCGGUGAAGCGGGAAUGAAUUGGUUUCAAGGAACUGCAGACGCCGUGAGGCAAUUUACAUGGGUUUUUGAGGAUGCCAAGAACAAGGAUAUCGAGGAUAUACUGAUCUUGUCGGGUGAUCAUCUUUACCGAAUGGACUAUCUGAACCUUUUGCAGAAUCACAUCGACAGAGAUGCCGAUAUUACAGUUUCUUGCGUGCCCGUGGGCGAAAGCCGAGCACCGGAUUUUGGACUAUUGAAGUUCGAUAGCAAGGGUCAAGUCAUCCAAUUUGCUGAAAAACCAAAAGGCGAUGAUUUGCAAGCAAUGCGAGUUGAUACGAGUCUACUUGGAUUAUCACCAAAAGAGGCUGAAGAAUCGCCGUAUAUUGCAUCGAUGGGGGUCUACGUUUUCAAAAGAGAUAUUCUGUUGAAGCUUCUAAGAUGGAGAUACCCGACAUCUAACGACUUCGGGUCCGAAAUCCUUCCAGCUGCCGUGACUGAGCAUAACAUGCAAGCGUACUUAUUCAGAGAUUACUGGGAAGAUAUUGGAACGAUCAAGUCGUUCUAUGAUGCGAACUUGGCGCUUACAGAUGAGGUACCGAAGUUUCAGUUUUACGAUCCGAAGACUCCGUUUUUCACUUCUCCGAGGUUCUUGCCACCAACCAAGAUCGAAAAAAGCAAGAUCAAAAAUGCAAUUAUUUCGCACGGUUGUUUCUUGAGAGAAUGCAGCAUCGAACACUCGAUAGUGGGUGAACGCUCACGUUUAGACUCGGGUGUCGAACUCAAGGAUACGCUAAUGUUGGGGGCAGAUUAUUACCAGACAGAGUCCGAGAUCGCUUCUUUGUUAGCCGACGGGAAGGUCCCGAUCGGUAUCGGAAGUAACACAAAGAUCAGAAACUGCAUCAUAGACAAAAACGCAAAGAUCGGAAGCAACGUGACCAUCAUGAAUAAAGACGGGGUUGAAGAAAGUGAUAGAGGUGGUGAAGGAUUCUACAUAAGAUCAGGGAUCACAGUCAUAUUGGAGAAGGCUACAAUCAGUGAUGGGAUUGUUAUAUGAAUUGGGGUAAGGUACAAGUGGUGAUGC